AUGGCUUCUGAAAAGCUAGCCAGCGACCAUGUCGAGAGACAUGACUCAAUCGAACCAGUAGGCAAUGACCUAGAUGGCUUCACAGACCUCAAAACCACCACCGAAGCUCACGCCGCCAUCGAAAAAGAGCACAACAUGACCGCCUUGCAAGCUCUCAAGCUGUACCCCAAGGCCGUUGCCUGGUCCCUUCUCCUCUCCUGUGCCAUCAUCAUGGAAGGUUACGACGUGGUCCUGAUCGGUUCAUUCUUCGCCUACCCUGCCUUCAACAUGAAGUACGGCCACCUCAUGUCCGAUGGAAAAUACGGCCUCGACGCAUCUUGGCAAGCAGGCAUGACCAACGGAAUGAGCGUCGGUCAGAUCAUCGGUCUCUUCGUUAACGGUAUCGUGUCCGAGCGCUACGGCUACCGCAAAACCCUUAUGGCCUGUCUCGCCAGCACCGUCGGCUUCAUCUUCAUCCUCUUCUUCGCUCCAAACGUCCAGACCCUCGUCGCCGGCGAGCUGCUUAUGGGUAUCCCCCUCGGCGUCUACCAGACCCUCACAGUCACAUACGCGUCAGAGGUCUGCCCCGUCGCACUGCGCGCAUACCUGACCACCUACGUCAACCUGUGCUGGGUAUUUGGACAGCUGAUCGCCUCAGGCGUUCUAAAGGGUCUCGUCGAGCGCACUGAUCAGUGGGCGUACCGCAUUCCAUUUGCCAUCCAGUGGGUGUGGCCGAUUCCAAUCUUUAUUGGAGUAUACUUCGCACCCGAGAGCCCGUGGUGGCUUGUGCGAAAGGACAGACGCGAAGAUGCGAUCAAGGCUGUGAAACGACUCACGCGUGCCGACCCUAACUUCAGCGCCGAGGAAACCGUUUCUAUGAUUGUGUAUACGAAUGCGAUGGAACAACGCACCGAGCAGGGCGCCUCGUACCUGGACUGCUUCAAGGGGACUGAUCUGCGACGCACGGAGAUCGCGUGCUGUGUCUGGGCGGUACAAAGUCUGUGCGGCAGUGGUCUGAUGGGCUACUCGACUGUCUUCUACCAGCGUGCUGGACUUGCCGACUCAAUGUCGUUUACCAUGUCGCUGGCACAAUAUGCGAUUGGAGUUGUCGGUACGUUCAGCUCGUGGCUGUUCAUGUCCUACCUGGGUCGCCGCACGCUAUAUGUGGGUGGUCUGGCUGUUUUGGCUGCCAUUCUGUUUGUGAUUGGCUUUGUGUCCAUUCCGGAAUCGACUAGUGCGCUCUCGUGGACUACUGGAUCCAUGUUGCUUGUGUAUACGUUCAUCUAUGACUCGACUAUCGGGCCGGUGUGUUUCUCGCUGGUCUCGGAAAUGCCGUCGUCGAGACUUCGCACCAAGACAGUUGUGUUGGCUAGAAACACGUAUAACAUCCUCAAUCUGGUGACCGGCAUUAUCAUUCCCUACAUGCUGAAUGUGGAUGCGUGGAAUUGGAGGGGAAAGUCUGGAUUCUUCUGGGGUGGACUGUGCAUCCUCUGUCUUGUUUGGUCGUUCUUCAGACUUCCUGAGCCCAGGGGCCGCUCUUAUGCUGAGUUGGAUGUUCUGUUUGAGAACAAGGUGCGCACAAGGGAGUUCCCACGUGCGAAGACCGGUUUGGUGCAGAGUGAGCUCGAGGGGGAGAAAGGCUCGGCUUGA
Molecule: messenger RNA, 1629 nt
Organism: Penicillium coprophilum
Lineage: Eukaryota; Fungi; Ascomycota; Eurotiomycetes; Eurotiales; Aspergillaceae
Product: MFS maltose permease MalP
Exons: 1
Coding region: 1-1629 (542 amino acids)
Biological process (GO): transmembrane transport; carbohydrate transport
Cellular component (GO): membrane
Molecular function (GO): carbohydrate:proton symporter activity
Source: RefSeq, a predicted model, not a curated record